Messenger RNA from Paramuricea clavata, 2449 nucleotides. NCBI's taxonomy places the organism in Eukaryota, Metazoa, Cnidaria, Anthozoa, Malacalcyonacea, Plexauridae. The record is from the annotation of a GenBank genome assembly.
AUGAUUUGCUCAUCGUAUGGCCAAUGUGAUCAUAAGCGUAAUGUACAGGAGGUAUUUAGGUCAUUUGAAUACCUUGACAGUUCUUUUUUGAACUUUCUACAUAUUAGAAUUAUUGUUGUAUAUCGGCCGCCUCCUUCAUCGGCUAACUCAUUGACAUCUACUCUAUUCUUUGAAGAGUUCUCAUCCUUUUUGGAAGGAACUAUUGUAUCACCCGGGCAACUCUUGAUAGCUGGAGAUUUCAAUUUUCAUCUGGACAAUCCUAAUGACCCUCUUACCAAACGGUUCGUGGAUCUUCUCGCUUCCUUUGAUUUGAAGCAGUACAUUUCUGGAUCAACACAUGCAAGUGGUCACACACUGGAUUUAAUUAUAACGCGAUCUGAAGAAAACAUUGUUAACCAUUACAAUAUCUUCGAUCCUCUGAUUUCUGAUCAUUCAGUUGUGCAUUUACAACUAUUGAUUAGGAAACCGAAGUUUGUGAAGAAACAUUUGCUUCUUCGUAAUUUGCGGGCGGUUAAUAUUCAUAAAUUCAAAACGGAUGUACUAAAUUCUUUUCUUCUUAAGAAUUUUACGACUAUGGAUUUGGUAUCAUUGGUGAAUGAGUAUGAUUGUCUUCAUACUAUCUUAGAUAACCAUGCACCGAUUAAAACCCGGGAAAUUACAUUGCGCCCUAAGGCACCCUGGUAUACUAACGAAAUCAAUGAUAAGAAACGAAUUCGGAGACAACUUGAGAGAAAAUGGCAUAAAACAAGGACGAAUGCUGAUUGGAAUCGCUAUAAACAACAAUGUUAUGCUGUAAAUAAACUUAUCGACUCCUCAAAAUCGGCUUACUAUACCGACUUAAUUAAUAAUGGAUCAUCUGAUCAAAAAACCCUUUUCAAGACUGUAAGCAAUUUGCUGCAUACAAAUACGAUUAUUCGCUAUCCAUCUUCUCCUGACCCAAUGUCACUUGCCAACUCAUUUAGUGAUUUCUUCACUCAGAAAAUUGUUAAAAUACGAGGUGAUAUCGAAGAUGAACUCUUGAGUAAAAACAUAGAAAAUCCUAUACCUGAUGUUGAUUCAUGUCCUUAUGAAUUUCACACCUUCAGGGAGGUUGGAAAAGACGAAGUGCUCCAUUUAAUCCAACGUAUCGCAACUAAAUCCUGUUCUCUGGAUCCACUCUCGGUGGUCAUGCUAAAUCACUGUUUUAAAGACAUCUUACCCGUUGUAGUUAGAAUAAUCAACCUCUCCUUGGAAAGUGGUACAAUGCCUGACUCUUUGAAGAUUGCUGUUGUUCAACCGCUAUUAAAAAAGUACAAUCUUUCCUAUGAAGAAUUCUGCAGUUUUCGUCCAAUAUCAAAUCUGAAAUUUGUCUCGAAAUCUAUUGAGAAAGCAGUUGCUGUACAAUUAACUGAUUAUCUUACUGAAAAUCAUCUACAUGAGAAAUUCCAGUCUGCUUAUAAACCUUGUCAUAGUACUGAAACAGCGCUAUUGAGGGUUCAAAAUGAUAUCCUUCAAGCUCUAGAUAACGGUGAUUCUGUUAUUCUUGUCCUACUGGAUCUGUCGGCGGCUUUUGACACCGUGGAUCAUUUAAUGUUAUUAACAAGACUAUCGAAACGCUUUGGCAUAAGGGGUCGUGUGUUGGAUUGGCUUACCUCGUACCUUACAUCCAGGAAACUGUUUAUUCGUGUUGAGGGAACUGAUUCGUUAUUGAGUGAUCUUGAUUGUGGUGUACCUCAGGGAUCUGUGUUGGGUCCUCUGUUGUAUUCACUCUACACUGCCCCUCUCGCGGAUGUGGCUAGGCGCCACAAUCUGCGCUUUCACUUUUUUUCUGAUGAUGGGCAACUUUACAUUGCAUUCAAAACGAAUGAUCGUGAUGAUUUAAUAUCAUCUAAGAUCCGUAUGGAGAAAUGUAUACUUGAAUUGGGAAACUGGUUGAUGUUGAAUAAAUUGAAACUAAAUAGUGGCAAAACGGAGCUUAUAUUAGUCCAUUCACGCUAUCAUCUGAUGCCUCCCUUAAAUUAUAUCAUGGUGGGAAAGGAAAAAAUUGUGCCAACUGUUUCAGCAAGAAAUCUGGUGGUGAUUUUUGAUGAGUGGAUCAGAUUGGGCGAACAUAUUAAUGGUAUCUGCAAGUCAGCUUACUACCAUAUUAGGAAUAUUUCAAGAAUUAAGAAGUAUCUACCUCGAAAUUGCUUAGAAAUAAUUAUUCAUGCAUUUAUAACUUCAAGACUGGAUUAUUGUAACUCCCUGUUGUAUGGUGUACCCAAAUAUUUGCUUCAGAAGCUUGUUGUUAUCGAAUUGCAUUGGUUACCUGUCCAAUACCGUAUUCAAUUCAAGAUUAUACUUCUUGUCUACAAAGCUGUUAAUGAUCUUGCUCCAUCGUAUCUGAAGGAACUUAUGCUGUGUCGUACUUCGCAGCGUACUCUUCGAUCAAAUGGAAAUGAAUUGCUCCAGAUCCCUUAUUCUAGACUAA